AUGGCGUCCGACGAGAUUAUCUGGCAAAUCAUCAACCAGCAGUUCUGCAGUUUCAAACUCUCCACAGAGAAGAAGCAGACGUUCUGCAGAAACGAGAACAAUGUCACAGGUCUCUGCAACAGACAAUCAUGCCCUCUGGCAAAUUCUCGCUAUGCCACCGUUCGACGCGCUCCGAACAAGGACACGCUGUACCUUUACAUGAAGACGAUCGAACGUGCGCACAUGCCCUCAAAGCUAUGGGAGCGCAUCAAGCUGCCCAACAACUACGCCAAGGCCUUGGAGAUGCUCGAUGAGAAGCUCAUCUACUGGCCCAAGUUCCUCGUCCACAAGUGCAAACAGCGUCUCACCCGUCUGACACAAGUCAAUAUUCGCAUGCGAAAGAUCGCCGCCGAGGAGGAGCGCAUGGGCGAGAAGCUGGUACCGAAGAUGGCACCCAAGAUCCGGCGCCGCGAGGAGGCCAGAGAGCGCAAGGCGGAGGCUGCUGCGAAGCUGGAGCGUACCAUUGAGCGCGAGCUGGUCGAGAGAUUACGUUCCGGUGCCUACGGCGAUCAACCCCUCAACGUCAGCGAGUCAAUCUGGAGGAGGGUUCUCAAUUCCAUGGAGAAGGAGGGCGCCGGCAAGCGUGAUAAGGACAUGGACCCCGGUAUGGAGUCCGACCAGGAGGGCGAGGAGGACGACGAGUCUGAGGACGACUUGGAGAAGGAAGUCGAGUACGUCUCCGACAUUGAAGAGAGUGACGAGGAGCUCGAGGACAUUGAGGACUGGCUCGAGAGCGACGAUGAUGCCGAGGAUGACGAGGAGGAGGAGGACGACGACUCUGAAGACAGCGAUGAGGAAGCGGCUCGCAAGGCUGGGGACAAGCGGAAGCGCGGCCGGGCGGUCAAGAUGAACCAGAAGAGGCUGAAGCAGAAGCAGGAGGAGCGCCCCAAGAUUGCGGAGGAAUUGACCUGGUAA
Colletotrichum orchidophilum is the source of this 954-nucleotide messenger RNA. RefSeq lists its product as uncharacterized. Gene Ontology annotation, biological process: maturation of 5.8S rRNA; maturation of LSU-rRNA. Gene Ontology annotation, cellular component: preribosome, large subunit precursor; nucleolus. Bases 1 to 954 code for a protein of 317 amino acids. The record is from RefSeq and is a predicted model, not a curated record. NCBI's taxonomy places the organism in Eukaryota, Fungi, Ascomycota, Sordariomycetes, Glomerellales, Glomerellaceae. The transcript is spliced from 2 exons.